Molecule: messenger RNA, 1179 nt
Organism: Maylandia zebra (zebra mbuna)
Lineage: Eukaryota; Metazoa; Chordata; Actinopteri; Cichliformes; Cichlidae
Source: RefSeq, a predicted model, not a curated record
UUCCUCCAUCAGGUGUGCAACAACUACCAAACGGAAUAUAAUCCAGGAUAAGCUCUGCUUUGAAUUUGAAUUCAACUUUUAAGCGUGUGCUCGCGCUCGUUCGGUUCCUCGUCUCACCUGUGAGUGCGCGCGCUUUAGUUCCUCUCUAAAACAGGUUUGACCGGGACACACCUGCGCCGAGAAAAGGAGCCUUGUUGGGCGCGUCGAGGGCAUUCUUCACUCGGUCUUUGACCUCUGCGGGAGACGGACGCAUAGGAAGCGGACAGACGAAGACUUUUUUUGUUUGAUCAUGAAAAUGUGGAUUUUUGCUGUUCUCGCCGCUCUCGCGGUCGGAGCCUCGGCUCAGUGUACAUGUGCCACUAUGAAGUGGGCUAUGUGCGAGGGACCCCCAUGUUCAUGUACUCUUCUGAUUGGUAAUGGUACAAAACAGCCCUUAGACUGCACAGCAUUGAUCCCCAAGUGCUUCUUGAUGAAAGCUGAAAUGUACAGAGCUAGAAGGGGCCUGAGCACUCGCAGUAUUGGAGGAAAGCAACAUGAGACCGCCAUUGUGGACAACGAUGGCAUCUAUGACCCUGAAUGUGAGAAUGACGGCAAAUUCAAGGCCAAGCAGUGCAACAACACAAAUGUGUGCUGGUGCGUCAACAGCGCUGGAGUCCGUCGAACUGACAAGGGAGACCAGACCCUCAAGUGUGAGAAGCUGGUGGAGACCUACUGGGUCCGUCUUCAGCUGACACACAAGGAGGGGCCCACCAACGUGAAUAAAGACAAUUUGAAGGCUGCUAUUGCAAAUGAACUUAACAGCCGUUACAAACUUGACUCCAGCCUGGUGAAGGAGAUUCAGUAUGACCCAGACGCUCGCAUGAUUGUGGUUGAUGUGACUAAGCCAAAAGGAGAGCGCAUCAGUGACCUGUCCAGAAUGGCCUACUACAUGGAGAAAGACGUGAAGGCGCUGCCACUGUUUACUGACCAGAAAAACUUUAAUGCUUCUGUGGGUGGGCAGACUCUGAUGAUGGAGAAGAUCAUCGUGUACUAUGUGGACGAGGAGCCCCCGACCAUGACCAUGAAGCACCUGACAGGCGGGAUCAUCGCCGUCAUCGUGGUGGUGGUGCUGGCUGUGAUUGCUGGCCUGCUGGCUGUGUUCUUUUUCCAGAAGCGACAGAGGAAGUAAAAAAAACUCAG